Molecule: messenger RNA, 5145 nt
Organism: Solanum stenotomum
Lineage: Eukaryota; Viridiplantae; Streptophyta; Magnoliopsida; Solanales; Solanaceae
Exons: 12
Coding region: 46-5028 (1660 amino acids)
Biological process (GO): recognition of pollen; protein phosphorylation
Molecular function (GO): ATP binding; protein serine/threonine kinase activity
Source: RefSeq, a predicted model, not a curated record
ACAAAUUUCAGAAAUGUAUUUGCCACUAUCCAGAAAGUAAAAACCAUGGCAUCAUCUAUGGAAGCUAAUUUCUUCAUACUUUUUUUGUUGGUUUUCUGUUCUUGUAUACACAAUAUUAUUUCUACUACAACAACAGAUUUAAUCAGUACAAAUCAAUUCAUCAUAGAUGGUGAAACUAUUGUUUCAUCCGGUGGAACCUUUGAGCUGGGAUUCUUCAGUCCCAGCGAUUCCUCAAAUCGAUAUAUUGGGAUUUGGUACAAGCAAAUACUUCCACAUAUCCAAACAGUUGUAUGGGUAGCAAACAGAGAAAAACCACUCACGAAUACAUCUUCAGUACAACUGAAGGUCACCAAGCCUGGAAUACUUGCUCUUUUCAACGACAAGAAUCAAACUAUAUGGUUUACUAACACCUCAAGAUCAGUCCAGAAUCCAGUUGCAGUGCUUUUAGAUUCUGGUAAUCUUGUUGUAAAAGAUGCAAAUGAUAACAAUCCAGAAGAUUUCCUCUGGCAGAGCUUCAAUUUUCCGACUGAUACGCACUUGCCCGAUAUGAAGCUUGGCAAGAAUUUUAAAACUGGCCAUGAGGUUUACCUUUCAGCAUGGAAGAGUGAUAAUGAUCCAGCUCCAGGAGAAUUUACUCGUAAUAUUGAUCCUACUGGAUAUCCACAGGUUCUCACCAAACGUGGCACAGAUGUAUUAAACCGUAUAGGACCAUGGAAUGGUUUACGAUGGAGUGGGGCACCCAUACCACUACUAACACAAAGCAAACUUUAUACAUUUCAAUUUAUUUUCAAUGAGGAGGAGGUUUACUAUAUUUUUUCUCUCACUAAUUACAGCUCGGUUUUAUCAAGAAUAGUCAUCACUAGCAAUGGUGAUAUAGAACGCUUCAUGUGGGUGGAGCAGACAAAGAGAUGGCAUAGCCACUACAAGUUACCUGCGGAUAAUUGUGAUACAUAUAGGUUGUGUGGUGAGCAUGGGAGCUGUGACUUAGGUACUCAACCUAUUUGUAGAUGUUUGGAGAAGUUUGUACCUAAAAAUCCACAACAGUGGGAAAAGGGAGAUUGGACAACAGGGUGUGUUCGGAGGACACCCUUAGAUUGCAAAAGGGAACAUGUAUUUAUAAGAUAUCCUGGAAUCAAGUUGCCAGAUACUAAGCACUCUCAGCACGAUAAAACCAUGACACUUGAAGGGUGUAGGCAAGAAUGCUCCACGAACUGCAACUGCACAGCUUAUUCAAGUCUAGAUAUAAGUAACGGAGACAAAGGUUGCUUAUUGUGGUUUGGGGAAUUGGUUGACAUCAGAAAGCUGUCAGAAAGAGGACAAGACAUUUUCAUCAAGAUGGAUUCUUUAGAGGGAGAAUCUGAGGCAGGUUCAAAAAGAAAUAAGGCAAUGAUACUCACACUCAUGAGUUUCUCAUUGUUGAUGGCAAUGAUUCUGCUAAGCCUGAUUUUUUUGUUGCACAAACGGAAAAAGAAGAAGAAACUGCUACUCAAAGAAGAUUUUGCACUGCAAAUGUUCCAAUUGUCGACAUUAACAAGAGCCACAAAUAACUUUUCGCUCAACAACAAGAUUGGAGAAGGUGGAUUUGGAGCUGUUUACAAGGGAUUGCUGGAAGAGGGGCAAGAAAUUGCCGUGAAGAGACUGUCAAGGACUUCCAUGCAAGGAAUUGAUGAGUACAAGAAUGAAGUUAUCUAUAUUGCCAAGCUUCAGCAUCGAAAUCUUGUGAGACUUCUGGGCUGCUGCAUCCAAGGGGAUGAAAAGAUGUUGAUCUAUGAAUACAUGCCUAACAGAAGCCUGGAUUCGUACAUAUUUGAUCAAACAAAGAAAAAAUUACUUGAUUGGCCAAAGCGUUUCCACAUCAUCAAUGGAAUUGCUCGUGGUUUAUUAUAUCUCCAUCAAGAUUCUCGACUACGAAUUAUUCACAGAGACCUUAAAGCAAGCAAUGUUUUACUAGAUAUAGAAAUGAAUCCAAAGAUAUCAGACUUUGGCAUGGCCAAAAGUGUUACAGGAAAUGAGAUGGGAGCAAAAACACACAAUGUAGUUGGGACAUAUGGUUACAUGUCCCCAGAAUAUGCAGUAGAUGGGAUGUUCUCGGUAAAAUCAGAUGUAUUUAGCUUUGGCGUCUUGUUGUUAGAGAUAGUGAGUUGCAAGAGAAAUAGAGGAUUUGUCCAUCAAGAUCACAACCUUAACCUUCUCGGUCAUGCAUGGAAGCUUUACAAAGAAGAUAAGUCCUUGGAACUAGUUGAUGAGCAGCUGGCUGAUUCUUGCAAUAUUUCUCAAGUUUUGAGGUCAAUCCAAGUGGGUUUAUUAUGCGUGCAACAACAUCCAGAUGAUAGACCAAGCAUGUUUUCUGUGGUUCAGAUGUUGGCUAAUGAGAGUCUACUUCCAAAAGCAAAAGAACCGGGAUUUUUCAUAGAACGAGACGUAUUUGGUGAAGAGAAAUCAGGAUCGCAGACAGGAAGUUCAAAAAAUGAUGUCACAAUCACAUUGUUAGAUCCUCGACUAUUCAAACGGAAUAAAUAUGGUGCCGUGUCCCAAAGGAUCAUAUGGAAUAAAUGCAAAUUUCAUAAAUGUAUAGCUGAUCAAACGCUUAGACCUCAAGGCAUAUCUAUGGAAACUUGUUUCUUCCUACUUUUUCUGUUGGCUUUCUGCUCUUCUAUACACAAUAAUUUUUCUACAAACUUAAUCACUACAAAUCAAUCCAUCAUAGAUGGUGAAACUAUUGUUUCAAACGGUGGAACCUUUGAGCUGGGAUUUUUCAGCUCCAGCGGUUCCUCAAAUCGAUAUAUUGGGAUAUGGUACAAGCAAAUUCUUUCUCAUGUACAAACGGUUGUAUGGGUUGCAAACAGAGAGAAACCACUCACCAAUACAUCUUCAGUCGUUUUGAAGGUCACCAAGCCGGGAAUACUUACUCUUCUUAACGACAAGAAUGAAACUAUAUGGUCCACUAACACCUCAAGAUCAGUCCAAAAUCCAGUUGCAGUGCUUUUAGAUUCUGGUAAUCUUGUUGUUAAGGAUGAAAAUGUUGACAAUCCAGAAGAUUUCCUCUGGGAGAGUUUCAAUUUUCCAACGGAUACGCACUUGCCUGGUAUGAAGCUAGGCAAGAAUUUUAGAACUGGACAUGAGGUUUACCUUUCAGCAUGGAAGGAAGAUAAUGAUCCAGCUCCAGGUGAAUUCACUCGUACCAUCGAUCCUACUGGAUAUCCACAGUUACUCACCAAACGUGGCCCAAGUGUAUCGGCUCGUAUAGGACCAUGGAAUGGUUUACAGUGGAGUGGGUCACCCAUACCUCUACUAGAAUGCUGCCAUUUCCAAUUUGGUUUCAAUGAGGAGGAGGUUUACUAUGGCUAUACACUCAUUAACAGUUCGACUAUAACAAGACUAGUCCUGACUAGCAGCGGUUAUAUACAACGUUUGACGUGGGUGGAACGGACAAAGAGAUGGCAUAUUUACUACAAUUUACCAGCGGAUAAUUGUGAUACACAUAGCUUAUGUGGUGCCUAUGGGAGCUGUGACAUAGAUAAUACUCCGGUUUGUGGAUGUCUGGAAAAGUUUGUAGCUAAAUAUCCACAACAAUGGGAAAGGGGAGAUUGGUUAGAAGGGUGCGUACGGAAGACACCUCUAGACUGCAACAAGGAACAUGUGUUCAUAAAAUAUUCUGGAAUCAAGUUACCGGAUACUAAGCACUCUCAUUACAAUAAAACAAUGACACUCGAAGACUGUAGGAAGGUAUGCUUCAGGAACUGCUCUUGCACAGCUUAUUCAAGUCUAGAUAUAAGCAACGGAGACAAAGGCUGCUUACUAUGGUUUGGGGAAUUGAUUGACAUCAGAAGGCUGUCUGAAAGAGGACAAGACAUUUACAUCAGGAUGGAUUCUUCAGAGCAAGAAUCUGAGGCAGGUUCAAAAAGAAAGAAGGCAAAGAUACUCACAUUGAGUUUCUCAUUGUUGAUGGCAAUGAUUCUGCUUAGCCUGAUUUUGUUGUUGUACAAACGGAAAAAGAAGAAGAAACUGCAACACAAAGAAGAUUUUGAGCUGCCACUGUUCCAAUUGUCAACCAUAACAAGAGCCACAGAUAACUUUUCACUCAACAACAAGAUUGGAGAGGGUGGAUUUGGACCUGUUUACAAGGGAGUGCUGGAAGAGGGACAAGAAAUUGCUGUGAAGAGACUGUCAAGGACUUCCAUGCAAGGACUUGAUGAAUACAAGAAUGAAGUUAUCUACAUUGCCAAGCUUCAGCAUCGAAAUCUUGUGAGACUUCUAGGCUGCUGCAUCCAAGGGGAAGAAAAGAUGUUGAUAUAUGAAUACAUGCCUAACAAAAGCCUGGAUUCAUACAUAUUUGAUAAAACAAAGAGCAAAUUACUUGAUUGGCCAGAGCGUUUCAACAUCAUAAAUGGAAUUGCUCGCGGCUUAUUAUAUCUUCAUCAAGAUUCUCGACUACGAAUUAUCCAUAGAGACCUUAAAGCAAGCAAUGUUUUGCUAGAUACAGAUAUGAAUCCUAAAAUAUCAGACUUUGGCAUGGCUAGAAGUGUUGCAGGAAAUGAGAUGGGAGCAAAAACACGCAAUGUGGUUGGGACACAUGGGUACAUGUCCCCAGAAUAUGCAGUAGAUGGGAUCUUCUCGGUAAAAUCAGAUGUUUUUAGUUUUGGUGUCUUGUUGUUAGAGAUUGUGAGUUGCAAGAGAAAUAGAGGAUUUGUCCAUCAAGAUCACAACCUUAAUCUUCUCGGUCAUGCAUGGAAGCUUUACAAAGAAGAUAUGUCCUUGGAACUAAUUGAUGAGCAACUAAACAAUUCUUUCCAUAUAUCUCAAGUUUUGAGGUUAAUCCAUGUGGGUUUAUUAUGCGUGCAACAAAAUCCAGCUGAUAGACCAAACAUGUCUUCUGUGGUUCAUAUGUUGGCUAAUGAGAGUCUACUGCCAAAAGCAAAAGAACCGGGAUUUUUCACAGAACGAAACAUAUUUGAUAAAGAAAAAUCAGGAUCGCAGACAGGAAGUUCAAAAAAUGAAGUCACAAUCACAUUGCUAGAUCCUCGGUAGAGUGUAAACAAGAAAACUAUUUUGACUUGUGUGCACAUGAAUAGUAAUUUUAGAAAUAGCAUAGAAGUUUGAUUCUUGACUAAUAUAACAACAUCUAUAUUAAACAGCAAUUUGGAU